AAAUGCGAACGCGUGUCUCCAUUAUUACAUGUUUUGACUAUAACUUGCGCAGUUGGGUGCACUGUCUUACUGUGUAUUUGUCAACGAACAUGCGCUAGGAUAGAAACUCUCAUGCUGAAACGCAUCUUUUUAUGUCUGGCUGGGGAGGAGCUGCGUGAGCCUGCGCAGCCAGGAGUGCAACCUACCGUGCAAGAUGGCGCCGACGACAAAAGUCCCAUGUUUUCAGGCGUCGACUCGCAUUGGCAGGCGCUUUACGACAGCUUGCACACUAUCCAAGGCGCUUGGCUCGAUCGUCUGGCCCGAGUGGCAAGCUUGACAGCAAAAAGCGCCGGUGCAGCCUUUGCCAGCAUACAUCUGUACUGCCCGCAACAGGCCUGCUUUGUCGUGAUAUCAUGUGGAGGCCCGCAGUCGGAAAUUCUUCAGCCAGGAGAGUUUCAUGUCGUCCAUGUCAGACCCAACCCAGGGGGCCCGACGAAGGUCGCAGCCGGGCAGCAGGGAACCGGCUUUGGGACUGCUCCUGCACCACCCCAAGAAGUCUGCAGCCUAGAGUUGCUUUUGCAAAGCAAGGCUCCGCUGGUCCGUAUCCUCAGCCCCAGCCCCUCCACUCCCGUACAGCAGCCAGCAGCAGCAACAGCUGCUAAUCCCACCGCCUCCGACCCCUUCUCCCCCUCCACCCCCCCCUCCACCCCCCCACCUCCCGACAUCGCAUCUGUGGCCUCUCCCUCCCAGCUCCCACCCGACUGGCAGCGCCUGCAUGCACGCGCGCAGCUAACCCAGUUCGCUUCCUUCCCCAUCCUGGACCCCCAAGGAGCCGUCAUAGCGGCGCUGUGCCUCGCCCGAAACGCAACCCCCGCCACCAGCAGCAGCAGCAACAUCCAUGCGCCAUGCGCCGAGCGCCCCACACCCGCGCAUCCGCCGUCCAUGCCCCGCGGUGUCCCCUCUGGCCAAGGACAUAGUGCACAUGCGGUCACCACCACCAGCACCGCCGGUGGCGCCACCGGCUGUCGUGGGGAUGGCGUGUGUUUUGCCGUACACGUGCCGGUGCUGCAGCGGCUGUCACGGGUGCUAAGUCUGGCGUUCUUCUCGGACCCGCAUCAUCUGGGAUUGCACCAGGCGGUCGGCGCAGCGAUCGCGGGCGUGCAGCGGGCGGAGAGCCUGCAGGGCUCCCGCUGCGUGGUGGCGCUGGCGGACACCAUGGAGGCUCGCGUGGCGUACUUUGCACCCCUCGCAUCUUCGCUGUCGUCGUCGGCUGCAGCAGCAUCAGGCCAGCUAGUCGCGCCUAGCAGCACUGCCAGCACCGCCACCACCAGCACCACCCCGCAUGCACACGUGCAUGGUCGAGCAGCAACAGCAGCAGCAGUACCCUCAUCUGGGUCAUCAUCGUCAGCCCAGGUGAGGUCGCUGCAAGCAGGAACGUCAACGGUGGCAGCAGCGGUGACGGCCGCGGCGGCUGCAGCAGCAGCAGCAACGGCUGCGGGUGCGGGUUCUGGGGCAGUGGGGGCCUGCUGCGGUGCGCACGGGUCAGCGACCCCGCUGCAGGGGGUGUUAGGACCCCUGCUAGACACGCUGUUGCUGGAGGUGGUGUCCCAGCAGCAGGGUGGAGGCGGCGGCGGAGGAGGAGGAGCAGUGGCUGCUGCUGCGGUAACGGCUGCAGGAGGGGCAGCUGCAGCAGCAGGCCUGUCAAAGCAACCAGGUGACAAAGGCCAGGCGGAGGAGGCAGGAGCAGCAGCAACAGCAGGAGGCAGCGAGGUGCAUGCAGCGGGAGCGGUGGUGCUGAACUGCCGUACGUACCUGCACCGGGAGGAUCGGCCGGGGCGGGACGUGCAGGUGUGUUUCCAGCUUACGCAGCUGCCCCCCGCCUGCCUCCUGCUGGCCGUGGCGGGCGCCCACCACUCCACGCUGGCUCCUGACGUGGCGGUUUACGUGUGUACGGCACAGCAGCAGCUGCCGGCGGGCUGGCUGGGGGAAGUACGGCAGGGCCUGCAGGAGCUGCUGCAGCUGCUCGCGCCCCACAUCCACCGCCAGCUCCUGGGCUCCCUAGCCGCCGAGUGGGCCACCCUGCGACUGCAGGCCACAGCACCCGCCGGCACCUCCACACCCCUCCUCGCCUCGCCCUCCCCUGCCGCCGCCUCCUCCGCCGCCUCCUCCCCACGCACCUCUGCCCGCAGCAACGCAAGCCCCAACACCCCGCACCCGCGCAGCAGCGCACAUGGCCACCAGGCUAGCAACAACAACAACAGCAACAACCACAGCGGGUUUCUGAGCAGCGGCGGAGGUGCUCGUACGCUGACCUCCCUCCUGAACGGCAGCAACGGCGGGGGCGGUCCCGGCGGAGGCGGCGGCGGAGGGGGG
Molecule: messenger RNA, 2352 nt
Organism: Astrephomene gubernaculifera
Lineage: Eukaryota; Viridiplantae; Chlorophyta; Chlorophyceae; Chlamydomonadales; Astrephomenaceae
Source: the annotation of a GenBank genome assembly